AAGAUAUUACUAUGUUGUAUAAUAGCAGUCGUACUUACGACUAUGUUGGCAGUUCAAAUGUUAAAGACAGAUCCUGUAUUAACAGAGGAUGAAGCUGUACAAAUAGCUGCAAGACAACAUCAUAAUAAUAAUAACAAUAAUAAUAAGAAUAAUAAGAAUAAUAGGAAUAGAGAAGAUGAAGUAGAUAUAGCAUUGGACAAUGAGGAUGAACCAUCAUAUUAUGCAAGGAUUGGUCAGAAAUUGAUAAAGGGCGAGGCAAAUGAAAAGCCAAUGACAGAGGCUGAACAGUUGCGUCUGAAUAGGGAAAAGGCACUGCGGUCAAAGGCAAACGAUAUUGAACGUCCGAUAUUGUUGGAAAAGGUUCUGAGCGAGGUGGACAAGGAGCGAGCGAUGAUAGCCGUGCUCCAAUCAAAAACCGAGACAUCUAAACUGUUGCCUCAGCACUAUGUGGCUAUUCCCAAACUACCCAGCGACUACCGUCGUCCCAAGCCCAGCCAGGACACCAUCUUGCUGCUCGAGUCAACCUGGAAGCUGGACCCGCUCAAGAACCCCUUCCUGCUGCCCAAGCCACACAUAUUCAUCCACAUUGCCAAGACUGGCGGCUCAUCUCUUGGCAACAUAUUCAAACGAAACGAGCGACGCGCCCAGUUCUUCCACUUCUGGGCUCAUCCAGGCGUCGACGAACUGGAACACAUGUCCACCAAGCUCACCACGAUCUUUGGACACAUUCGCUACGGACUUCACUUCUAUUACGAGGAGAAGAGGCCAAACAGUCUGCCCGCUCGUGAAGAUGGUCUCAACCCAUACUCCUACAUGACGAUGCUGCGCGAGCCAGUGGACCGUGUCAUCUCUCACUAUUACUAUCAUCGUCAGAACAAGCGUGACCCAGGUCAUGGCUUUGCCAUGAAGUACGACCUCCGCGAAUGGAUCGAGCGCAGUGCAGCGGCCAACAACGAGCAAGCAAGAAUGCUCUGUGGUAUCUCCCCUCACGAGUAUUAUGGAAAGGAGAAUGAAACAGAGAUAUGUGCACAUCAUCAUCUUAAAUAUACAUAUAAAUACAUUGGAUUGACUGAGAAGUUCUCAGAGAGCUUGGUAUUGCUGACACAUUACGCAGGUUUCCAGGCGAUCAGAUUCACAAAGGUUAACUCUGGCACUCAACGUGUUAGUGUUGCCGAUGUACCAGAAGACAUUGUCGAGGAGAUCAAGAGACGUAAUCAAAUGGACAUUGCAUUGUAUAACAAGGCCAAGGAAGCAUUCGAGAUGCAGAUCGAUGCAAUUGGUCGAGAGUUUGUCGAGCAUCAAGUAACCGAGUUUAAGAAGAAGAUAAAGAUCUUU
Molecule: messenger RNA, 1335 nt
Organism: Acytostelium subglobosum LB1
Lineage: Eukaryota; Evosea; Eumycetozoa; Acytosteliales; Acytosteliaceae
Exons: 2
Cellular component (GO): membrane
Molecular function (GO): sulfotransferase activity
Source: RefSeq, a predicted model, not a curated record